AUGACGCAAUUAUGUGAGCAAAUCGAAAAGUUUAAACCAGGAGCUGCCAGCGGCAACAAGGAAGAGAAACGAUCAAUCGAAGUGAGAUCUUCAUCUUCAGGUGGAGGUAGCCCAAUCAGUUUUGAAGCGUUGAGCUCUAUCUUCACUGGAGACAUGUCGGGCAUAACGGAGAUGUGCAAAAGUAUCAAAUUCGGAGAGUCCUCUUCAUCUGAGAGAAAACGUUCAGCUCAACUAGGAUUUCCUUUUAAGCUGCCUGUCGAUCAGCCUACAAUGACGCAGUUAUGUGAGCAAAUCGGUAAGUUUAAACCAGGAGCUGCCAGCGGCAACAAGGAAGAGAAACGAUCAAUCGAAGUGAGAUCUUCAUCUUCAGGUGGAGGUAGCCCAAUCAGUUUUGAAGCGUUGAGCUCUAUCUUCACUGGAGACAUGUCGGGCAUAACGGAGAUGUGCAAAAGUAUCAAAUUCGGAGAGUCCUCUUCAUCUGAGAGAAAACGUUCAGCUCAACUGGGAUUUCCUUUUAAGCUGCCUGUCGAUCAGCCCACAAUGACGCAGUUAUGUGAGCAAAUCGGUAAGUUUAAACCAGGAGCUGCCAGCGGCAACAAGGAAGAGAAACGAUCAAUCGAAGUGAGAUCUUCAUCUUCAGGUGGAGGUAGCCCAAUCAGUUUUGAAGCGUUGAGCUCUAUCUUCACUGGAGACAUGUCGGGCAUAACGGAGAUGUGCAAAAGUAUCAAAUUCGGAGAGUCCUCUUCAUCUGAGAGAAAACGUUCAGCUCAACUAGGAUUUCCUUUUAAGCUGCCUGUCGAUCAGCCCACAAUGACGCAAUUAUGUGAGCAAAUCGAAAAGUUUAAACCAGGAGCUGCCAGCGGCAACAAGGAAGAGAAACGAUCAAUCGAAGUGAGAUCUUCAUCUUCAGGUGGAGGUAGCCCAAUCAGUUUUGAAGCGUUGAGCUCUAUCUUCACUGGAGACAUGUCGGGCAUAACGGAGAUGUGCAAAAGUAUCAAAUUCGGAGAGUCCUCUUCAUCUGAGAGAAAACGUUCAGCUCAACUAGGAUUUCCUUUUAAGCUGCCUGUCGAUCAGCCCACAAUGACGCAAUUAUGUGAGCAAAUCGAAAAGUUUAAACCAGGAGCUGCCAGCGGCAACAAGGAAGAGAAACGAUCAAUCGAAGGCGCCCGCGAGUCCGAGCCGGCUGGCGGCAGCGGCGGCGGCGGCGGCGGCGGCGGCGGCGGCGGCGGAAGCUGCAGCGCGGGCAGCGAGCUGGCAGGCGCCGGCUAG
Molecule: messenger RNA, 1269 nt
Organism: Schistocerca cancellata (South American locust)
Lineage: Eukaryota; Metazoa; Arthropoda; Insecta; Orthoptera; Acrididae
Exons: 3
Coding region: 1-1269 (422 amino acids)
Source: RefSeq, a predicted model, not a curated record